CCGAGGUGUACCACAGUUACCCGUGGUACUGCUUCCUGUUCGCCCUCGCCAUCUUCGUGACGCUCACCAAUCAGAUCCACAAGUGGUCGCACACGUACUUCGGGCUGCCGCGCUGGGUGGUGUUCCUGCAGGACUGCAAGAUCAUCCUGCCCCGAAAACACCACCGAGUGCACCACGUGUCCCCCCACGAGACCUACUUCUGCAUCACCACAGGCUGGCUGAACUACCCUCUGGAGAAGUUUGGCUUCUGGAAGAACCUGGAGGAUCUGAUCCAGAGUGUGACGGGGGAAAAGCCCCGCGCCGACGACCUGAAGUGGACUCAGAAAGUCCAGUGACGCUGCAGACCUCCUGCUUCCUACCUCAGAAGACCUGGCUCUCAUAAAAACUGUACAACAAAGACUAACAGACGCCUUCUGAUGCCAUAGCUUUACGUCUGUUCAAGAGGAGGGCUCUGCUUUUCAUUACUCACUCGUGGAGACCCUCGCUUCCAACUGCAACACAUCCUAACCUCUUUGUGUGUCGAACAUCGAUUCACUUAACAAUGCUUUUUGCUACGAAGGUAUUUCCUUCAAACAAUCCCAAGAAAGAAUACUUGAAAGUGUCAGACUCGCUUUUCCUGAGAGGGGAUACAUCUCGUUAGAUAUUAUAUUGUAUCGUUUUAUUUGCCUUUUUUGCAUCAAGGGUCUACCUGGUGUGCUAAUAAUGCAAUUGGAUUAAGGCCAUGGUAAGUAGUGCAGGGUGAUUGAAGAACAAAAUGGUUCAUUUCUGUUAUAUUUGUUGAUUUCUUGCACGUGGGUUCAGCUGCAAACCUUAAUGAGAGGGGACCACAUGUUUAAUAUCUGGUUUGUUGAUCCGAGGCGAUGACUACAGGAUUACUUUAUAGUGUUCAUUUACAGACAGCUCAGAAACAACAACCGUUCAUACUGCGGUCAGACCCUGAACUGGAAUUCGUUCUGCUCUCUGUAGGGCUGCAGUCAUUAGACCACACAUUUAGAAAAUGACAGUUUCAAUAACGAAAGCAAUUCAGUGUCCAGACUCUCAAAUGUAGAGUGUAUGUAUUUUGGAGUUUGGACUGACACAACUGAUCUGGAGACAUUUAUAAACACAAGUGAACCUAGAGACCUAAUUGAGUUAACCUGUCAGUGUGCGGUUGAGCGAGCAAACGUAAACUAACUAGCAAACAUUAGCUUUCUAUCUAACAAGCUGGCUAGCAAUUGUAAGCCAUCUACUUUUCAAGCUAAAGUUUGUUAUUUAUCAAACUAGUUACCAAGCUUACGUUAGCUAACAAGCUGGCUAGCAAAUGUAAUCUGUGGAGCUAUCGGUGGCUCUCAUAAUACGAUUUGGAUUAUUAUUUGAUAUCUCAAUAGCCGUUUAAAUAUGGAGAUGUUCCUAUGAAAGUAAAUAUCUUUGAUGUUUGGACACAAAGGUCUGCAGUGUUGACAUUUAUAAACACAAGUUAACCUAGCGACCAAACUCAAUGAACCUGUCAGUGUGCUGUUGAGCUAACUAGCUAAAGUUUGCUAUCUAACGAGUUAACUAUCUUACGUUAGCUACCCAUGUAACACGCUGGCUAGCUAAUGUAAUCUCUGUAGCUAUCGGUGGCUCUCAUAAUACGAUUGAUAUCUCAAUAGCAUCUCAAAUAUGGAGAUGUUCCUAUGAGAGUAAAUAUCUUUGGGGUUUGGACUGACACACAUUUAAAGACUUUGAGCAACGUCUCUCACUAGAUCACGACCAAAUGAUUAAUAUAAAGUAAUCUACAGAAUAACCAACAGGAGAGUAAUCAUGGCUUGCAGCCCUGCAGUUAUCUGACCCCACAGUGUGAAUUGUUCUUGUCUUUAAGAUUGAGGUGUGUAACUGUAGUCAGCGUCGAUGCUAACGUGUGUCACGCAGACGAUGGUCUCAGUGAAAGCCCUUUCCCUCCUGACGGACUGCAGGGAGGAGGCGGUGCAGUUUGAGCUGCCAGACGCAUCACAGGUGCAUCGCGUGUCUUUGGGUCACGUGCCAGCAGCGUGUUCACCCCUCACAUCCUGCUUUUCUUUUUCAAAGUUGGAGAGGAAGGGUCGAAGGGUUUGUCGUGAUGUUACAGCGACUUCACUCCCACUGACGAGAUGAUGUAGUUCAUUGAGCGUUGUUGUUUUGAAUGCUCCAGUCGGUCAUUUGUAAAUGUGUUGUACAGCGAAUGACUAUGCAGUGCAAUAAGAGGUCCUUAACCAUACGUCUUAAUCAUCUGGUUCAAAUGCCUUUCUUUUUCUACUCGUUUACACUGAGUGGCUUUUUAGUUUGGAUCUUAAACAUGCUUGAUCUGCAUGAUAUAUACAAUGACUUUAACUGUCACUUACAUACUGAUGUGUGCAUGCAUACAGCAUGGAGAUCUCCAAGUGCUAACCGGGGUCAGCAGCUGUGUAACUCUGAUCGUGCUGCUUUCAAAGACCAGCACAAAUGUUAGAAAUAUCUCAUUGUUAUUGAAUAAAUCCUACAUUGUUUUGUACCCCUAAAAUGAUAA
Molecule: messenger RNA, 2503 nt
Organism: Trematomus bernacchii (emerald rockcod)
Lineage: Eukaryota; Metazoa; Chordata; Actinopteri; Perciformes; Nototheniidae
Gene: peds1b
Product: transmembrane protein 189
Molecular function (GO): oxidoreductase activity
Source: RefSeq, a predicted model, not a curated record